AUGGGAGUUUCCGGUCUUUGGAACGUUCUUGAGCCCGUCAAAAGACCCGUGAAGCUUGAAACUCUCAACGACAAGAGACUAGCAGUGGAUGCAUCUAUUUGGAUAUACCAAUUUUUAAAAGCUGUACGUGAUAAAGAGGGAAAUCAGUUGAAAAGUAGCCACAUUGUUGGUUUUUUUCGAAGAAUAUGUAAAUUACUUUUCUUUGGUAUCAAGCCUGUCUUCGUUUUUGAUGGAGGCGCACCAGUCCUAAAGCGUCAAACUUUAAGGAAGCGUCAAGCAAGACGAGUCGACAGACAAGAAAAUGCUUCUUUAACAGCUAAUAAGAUUUACGCUUUACAAAUGAGGCAUCAGGCCAUUCGUCUCGAAGAGGAAAAUCGUAAGGCAGAGGUUGAAGUGGAUGCUUCUUCACAGGCAAAAAGUCAAAAGCUCUCUUCAAUGUCCCUAGAUAAUAACGACAUAAAGCCUGUCUUAAAUAAUCAGAAAAAGUAUCUCAAACCAGAUCCUUACCAAUUGCCAGAGAUGGAUGUUUCUUUCGAUAAUUUAAACAGUGCUAAGGAUCCUCGAGUCAUGUCACAAGAGGAAUUAACUAACUAUGCACUGAAUUUUGGCAAUGUAGAAGAUGUAAACUUGUUUGAUUUCUCAAGUAUUGAUUUUGACUCAAGCAUGUUCCGGUCUUUGCCUGACACGGAUAAAUAUAGCAUUCUUAGUGCGGCGCGGCUUCGGUCACGUUUCAGAAUGGGUCUCAGUACUGAUCAGUUGGCAGAAAUGUUCCCAAAUCGAAUGGACUUUUCUCGCUUUCAAAUUGAGCGAUUAAAAGAAAGAAACGAUUUAACCCAACGACUCAUGGACUUUACUGGCAUGAACCAAUUCGGUCCGGGUCGAGUUGCAGGAGAAAAGAAUAGAGAGUACAUUUUGGUUAAAAAUGAAGGCGCCGAGGGUGGUUGGGCCUUGGGUGUUAUUUCUGGUACGGCAAAGAGUGAUCCUAUUGUCAUCGACGAAGAUGCAGUUAAGUUAAGCAGUACCGUAGGAGAAGAUGAAGACGAUGAAGAGUUUGAUGAUGUGCCUCUUCCGGUAACUCAGAAACAGAUGAAUCCUAGAGAACUGGUGGCAGCAAAAUUGAGAGAGGUAAAAGAACACUCAUUUGAAGAGGAGGAUGACUCUGAAAAUAGAGAGUUAGAUGAGAUAAUGACGCAGCUAGCUACUCAGGAAUCAAUUGAAUCCUAUAACCGUGAUGGAACAGCAAAUUUAUUCAACCUUUCGACUGAAGACAUGGAUAACAUUCGGCGGGAUAUAGAAACAAAUGAAGAAAAAACAAAACCUAAUGAUAUUCUCCCUUUAGAAGAAGAGAAUAAGAAAUCCCAUAGUCCUGAAGUUCAGUAUUUUGAAAAUGCCAUCAACGCAAAUGUGCCCCAAAAAGAUGAACCUAAAGAUUCAAUUUUUAUGGAUGAUUUACCGACAUUUGUUAAGAAAGAAAGCGAUCCCACUCUGGAACCUUUACCCUUUAAAGAAAUGGAUUGGGGGAAAUCCCUGUUUUUUUCAGGACUUAAGGACAAAGCAACACCGCUAAAACAAGACAAUAAAGAUUCAGAAAAGAAAAAUAUGGAAAACAAACCGUUUGAGGAUGUCAAUAAUGAAACUGUACAUACCAAGGAAGAAUCACAAAAUCUUGAUUCAACGAAAUCUUCUUCGCUUGAAAAUAAUGGACUUGAUAAGUCCUCUCCUUUGCUAAUUAAGGUGGAUGAAGAAGACCAUCCUUUUGAAUAUGUGAGGAACAAGGCUUCCCGUGGAGAUAUCGAACAACAAACAAUGGUCAAUAUGGCUCAGAAAAAUAAUAAUAAAGUUGAGGAGAAGGAAGAUGCCACUGAAAUAGGUAAGGAAGAUUAUUUCAGCGUGCAUACUGAUAGUUCCCAAAGAGUGUCAGACAUUCAUUCUGAAAAGAAAGGUACACCCGAACGUUUAAUGGAAGAAAAAGCUACUUCAGAAGAAGAUGAUAACUUAGAAGUUGCCCAAAAUUUAAUGGACGAAGAAGAAGAUGAUAUGAUGAUUCGCAUGGCAGAAGAAGAAAAGGAAUACGACAGAUUUGUUUCUGAAUUGAAUAAGAAAGAUACUGAUUCUAACUGGGAUCAAGAAGCUUUUGAAAAAAGGAUCCAUGAACUCAGAGUCCAAAAACGGACAGAAAAGCGUGAUGCAGAUGAAGUGACUCAAAUGAUGAUUCGAGAGUGCCAAGAGCUACUUAGGCUUUUUGGUUUACCUUACAUUGUUGCGCCACAAGAAGCUGAAGCGCAGUGUGCUAAAUUACUUGAAUUGAAAUUGGUUGACGGUAUAGUAACGGACGAUUCAGAUGUUUUCCUCUUUGGAGGUACCAGGAUCUACCGUAAUAUGUUUAAUCAGAACAAGUUCGUGGAAUUAUAUUUAAUGGACGAUAUGAAGCGGGAGUUUAAUGUAGAUCAAACUAAACUUAUACGACUUGCUCAUUUACUUGGAAGCGACUACACAUUGGGAUUAGCAAAGGUCGGCCCCGUCUUGGCUUUGGAAAUUUUGCGUGAGUUUCCAGGUGAAACUGGCUUAUUUGAAUUUAAGCAGUGGUUCCAACGACUGUCAAUCGGACAAGCAACCAAUGAAGAUCUGGGUACGCCUGUCAAAAGACGUGUUAGCAAAUUACUAGGGAAAGUAGUUAUUCCCUCGGAUUUUCCAAAUCCAAUGGUCGAUGAAGCGUAUUUGAAUCCCACUGUUGAUGAUAGUAAACAAAAAUUUCAAUGGGGAAUCCCAGACUUAGAUGAGUUAAGAAAAUUUUUGAUGGCAACAGUGGGCUGGUCCAAACAAAGGGCAAAUGAAGUGCUUCUACCAAUUAUUCAAGACAUCAAUAGAAAGGAAUUUGAGGGAACGCAAUCCAACUUGACCCAAUUUUUCUCAGGCGGGAACGUUUUUGCACCAAGAGUUGCUUAUCAAUUUAAAAGUAAACGAAUGGAGAAUGCUCUUUCGGCUUUUCGAUCAGGUCAAAAUAAGCAAGAUCCAUCAGUUUCCUUUGGCACUACAGGUGUUGUUGCAAAUGAGGAAAACGAAACAAAGCAAGCUUCGAACAGUUUAAAGGAACGGAUUGCUAAGAGGAAAAGGAUGAUGCAAAGCCGAACGAAUUCUGAUUCCGAUUCAAGUUCUGAAGAUGAAGUAUCAUCCACUUCACUUAGCGCGCUUUCUGAGCAAAAGAAGGCUUCUGCCCCAUUGAAAACGGAACUUAUAACUAAAAAACCUGUUAGAGCGCGUAAGCGUUAA
Schizosaccharomyces octosporus yFS286 is the source of this 3270-nucleotide messenger RNA. Its product is annotated as DNA repair nuclease Rad13. Lineage: Eukaryota; Fungi; Ascomycota; Schizosaccharomycetes; Schizosaccharomycetales; Schizosaccharomycetaceae. Bases 1 to 3270 code for a protein of 1089 amino acids. The transcript is spliced from 2 exons. Gene Ontology annotation, cellular component: nucleus. Gene Ontology annotation, molecular function: DNA endonuclease activity; single-stranded DNA binding. The record is from RefSeq and is a predicted model, not a curated record. Gene Ontology annotation, biological process: nucleotide-excision repair.